AUGCUUCAAUUCUUGAAAAGAUUUAACAUUUUGAAGAAUUCGGCUACUGUUAGCUUUCUUCUCCUUCCUGCGCUUGCAAUCGCGGGAAAUCGAUCAGUGCAUAACCAGGAAAGGAACAUGUCGUCCCUACUCUCGCCAAAGCUGGCUCCUUCAUGGGACUUUGCUGCUGAUGAGAUUGUAUCUUUGGCUCAGAAGGCAAUUGAUGAAGGUACCAAAUUUUAUGACUCCGUGGCAAGUUUGGAGACUCCAGACUUAGAAAACUUUGUGGUGGCGGUUAUCGACCAUGAAGAUGAAACUGACGGUUACAUGUCUCAGUUAACGUUUUUGCAACACGUAUCUGCUGAUAAGGAGGUUAGAGAUGCUAGCAUUGAAGCUACAAAAUUGAUUCAGGAGUGGGGCAUUGAAACUUCUUCGAGAUAUGACUUAUAUUCACAGUUUAGCAAGGUCUGGGAACAAUAUAAGGAUGAUGAAAAUUUGAAGAAGAAUGAUCCGGAGCUAUAUUGGUACAUGGAAAAUGUAAACAAGGAUUAUAUUCAUGCUGGUAUGGGUUUGCCUGAGGAAAGCAGAAAUAAGAUUAAAGAAAUCAAAAAAAAGUUAGCGAAUAACUCUUUGGCAUUCAGUAAUAAUUUAGGUGAGCAGAAUGAUUACAUCGCUUUUACUAAGGAUGAAUUGGUUGGUGUAUCUGAGACUACUUUGGGGCAAUUUGAAAAAGUCAUUGAGGAUGGUGUUGAAAAGUAUAAGAUGACCUUCAAAUAUCCAGAUAUCCAUCCUGUUUUAAAUACUGCCAAAAAUCCAGAAACUAGAAAACGGGCAUAUAUUGGCGAUCAAAAUAAGGUCCCUCAAAAUGAACAGAUUUUGAUUGAAACAUUGAAGCUGAGAAAUGAGCUUGCUGAGAUCCAUGGUCACCCUACGUAUGCUAGUUAUCAGCUAGAGAUGAAAAUGGCUAAGAAACAGGAAACUGUUUUUAAUUUUUUGUACGAUUUGAAGGAUAAGUUACUACCAGGAGGUAAAAAGGAUCUUGAAAACUUGAAAUCCUUGAAAGAACAGGAAUAUAAAGAGCUAGGGCUUCCUUACAAUGGUAGCUUUAAUAGCUGGGAUUACCGGUAUUACGAUGACAAGUAUUUGAAGGAAAACUUUGAUGUUGAUGAAGAAGAACUUGCUAAGUAUUUCCCUUUGCAGCACACUAUUGACGGGAUGCUAAACAUCUAUCAGAAGCUUUUCAACUUGAAGUUUGUUGAGGAAACGAGGGAAUGCGGGAAGAACGUGUGGCAUGAAGAUGUGAAACAAUUCGCUGUUUGGGAUCUUGACAAAUGCAACCCCGAGUUUGUUGGCUGGAUUUACUUUGAUCUUCACCCAAGGGAGGGCAAAUAUGGACAUGCUGCUAACUUUGGUUUGUACUCUCCAUAUGUAACGGAAGAAGGAACUCGCCAUUAUCCUGUUACGGUUUUGGUUUGUAACUUCUCCAAACCAUCCAGCACGAGGCCAGCGUUAUUGAAGCAUGGCGAGGUCGUGACCUUUUUCCAUGAAUUGGGCCAUGGUAUUCAUGCUCUAGUGGGAAAAUCUCGAAUUGGACACCUAAACGGUCCAAGUUCUAUCCCUUGGGACUUCGUUGAGGCUCCUUCUCAAAUGUUGGAGUUUUGGCCUUGGAACAAAGAUCAAAUUUUGAAAUUAUCCAAACAUUAUGAGACAGGUGAGCAGAUUCCAGAUGAACUCGUGGAUUCCUUAAUUAAAACUAAGCACGUGAAUGCUGGUUUGUCCAACCUCAGACAACUUCAUUUCUCACUUUUUGAUAUGACUGUUCAUACUGACAAGGAAUUGGAUAAGUUAGAUAUUAAAAGCUUGUGGAAUAAUUUAAGGGAAGAGGUUACUCUCAUAUCCAAUGGUGAUGUUCUGACUAAAGGCUACGAUUCUUUUUCUCAUAUUAUGAGCGGUUACUCUGCAGGAUAUUACGGUUAUAUGUGGUCAGAAGUGUUUGCUGCUGAUAUGUAUCAUACCAUGUUUGCUCCAAAUCCUUUAGACACGAGUGUUGGUACACGGUACAGGGAUAUUAUACUAGCAAAAGGUGGUUUACGUGACAUAGAGGAUAGCUUAGAAGAAUUCCUAGGAAGAGAACCUAACAAUAAGGCGUUCCUGAAGGAACUAGGUUUGUAA
Messenger RNA from Eremothecium cymbalariae DBVPG#7215, 2151 nucleotides. RefSeq names its product metalloendopeptidase (gene PRD1). The record is from RefSeq and is a predicted model, not a curated record. Gene Ontology annotation, cellular component: mitochondrial intermembrane space. The transcript has a single exon. The coding region runs from base 1 to 2151 and encodes 716 amino acids. Gene Ontology annotation, biological process: proteolysis; peptide metabolic process. Gene Ontology annotation, molecular function: metalloendopeptidase activity. Lineage: Eukaryota; Fungi; Ascomycota; Saccharomycetes; Saccharomycetales; Saccharomycetaceae.